CAGGGGAAAGCACGCCGAGCUCCCUCGGCUACCGAAUCCGGAAAAAAGAAGAGCGUUGUGCUGGAGAAAGUCCCACUUCUUGCCCUGCCGGCCGCUGCUUGGCACGGGUAUUGUUUUAUCUGCGCGCUCGGAACGUGCAAGUACUAGUAGUAGUAGCACGUAACGACUACGUUGAUCCUGAUUAGUGUCUUCUCUCAAGUAAAUCGAUCGCCCAGGCCCCUCACUCAGGCCCCUGUUACCAGUGGUUACCCUGGGCCUGGAGACACGCUUUGCAGCCUGGCUGUCUUAGAGUUGGUCGCAGGAGGAGGGCGCGGAGGCGGUCAUCAUGGAGCAGGACGAGGAGGGGGUCGCCAUGGAGGAGGAGCAGGACGCGGAGGAGGAGCAGGAGCUGCAGCUAGGAGGAAUCGCGAUCAACGCGACGCCAAUGAGCCCUGGGGACAACGUGCAUAUGAACAUCCGUCACAAUGCUCAGGGCGGAGCUGGACCAUGCAUCAUCGAAGUCGGAGCUAUUGACAGCCAGCUGCUGGAGGACAAACAUGUCAGGAAUGGCAACAUCAAUAGCCACGUGAAAGGUGUGUGGAGCGUGACCGCCACCACGACUUUUGUCAACGGUACCCCGAGCCCCCAGAUUGAAAAUGGGCUUGUCAAGAAGCUACAAGUUCGUGAUACGCUGUCGAUAGAAUUGACCGGAGACCGAAGGCUGAGGCUGCAGCGGCAUUCUGCCAACGAUUCCGAUACGUUUGUUUUCCCGGAGCCGAUCACGGCAGAUGUCCAUUUCUUCGUCGGAGUGCACAGUGGCGUGACGGUUUCGCUGGUCGACCAGCCGCAUGCUGACGAGUCAGAGUUGGAACCUGGCCCGCGGACUGAUCUUCAGGUAGUCGAGAAGGCUCAGCAAGAAGCAGCCAACCGAGGCGGAACCACAACCAUUCGCUUCCUGCACGUGGCUAUCCUCGGAGCAGCCCGCGUCGGGAAGACUAGCCUGCUGAAUGCACUCAUGGAUAAGGAUCACAACGAAGACGAACUCAGCACACCAGGCAUGCGCACGUCGUAUGCUACCACCGAGGUCUCCCGAGAGCGACGGUUUGUGGAAUGCGACGACAUAUCGCAAGCCAUGAAUCAGCUCUACAUCACCACUAUGCUGCGCACGUUUCCUGUUGUGGCAGACCGCAACAAGGAGGAUGAGAGGCAAGUAGAAACGAGUGCAGCAAAGGCCAACACGGAUGUGCCCGAAGCUGCUGAGGUUGUGGAUGAAAAAGAUGGAGCACCUGAUGUCAGUCAGCCGAAGCCUGUCGAGCAGCCGUCUGACAAGCAACUAUUUCGCAAUGCAAUCCACGAGACGGUCGCCGACUUUCUCAAGCGUAACAUGGGUUUCAUUCAUGAGCAAGCAAACAGGCCUGACUACACUGUCGUCACCUUCCGUGACCUUGGCGGGCAGCAGGUCUACCAGUCCGUGCAGCCUCUCUUCAUGUCGAAGAACACCACGUUCAUUGCUGCGUACAACUCAUCUCACCCUCUCCUGGAGAGGCUGCCUAAGAUGGAGGAGACCCGAGUUGGCAAGAAGGAGUACGUCGAGCGAACCACUCUACCCUCAGAUGCAACUCGACUGGACCAGCUACUGUCCUGGCUUGACAUGCUUCUGCUCCAUGCUAAAGCCGACACUGAAGAAAGUACUACGGAUGAUGUGCUCAUGGUUGGCUGCCAGAGUGACGAGUGGCUGAAGACCAAUCUGAAAGAUCCACGCAAGCUACUCCAGCAGAAGAUCAAGAACUCGCCCUACGAGUCCUUGGUGUGGAACGACGAGUCACACUUUAUCAUCGAUAGCACCAGGUUCACCGCAGGUGAGGGUACUCAUCCCGCCGAGCUGCAGCGCCUAAGGGAUACCAUCAUCGACCGCUGUGCAGAGAGCGAACGUGCUAUCCCACUCCCAUGGCUGCGCUUCUGUAUUGCCAUCCACAUGCUGAAGAAGGCGGUUCCGAUGCCGUGGGUUUCCUACGAGGAAGCCAUGUUUGUGGCCAAGUCAAUUGAUGCCAUUGACCUCAACGGUGAUGUUGAGUGGCAGAUGAAGCGUCUACUGCAGUACUGCCACGAAGCCGGCCACCUGGCGUACUUCCCUACGUUCACGCUGGAAGGCACCGUCAUCCUCGAUCCACAGUUUGUUUUGGACUGUGUUAGUGGCCUUGUGUACCCGGUGUUUGAUAAGUCAAUCCAGCCUGUUGACCGACGCCGAUGCCGCGAAGGUUUCAUGACGGACUCACAAGCCCGCGUUGUGCUCGACCAGAAGUUUCGUCAGGAGCCAGAAUCGCGGAGUUCCAUGAUGUGGUGCGCAGUAAAAUGUAGCCGCGACGAAUUCCGUCUCAUCUUUGAGAUCCUGGAAGAGCUCUCAGUACUGGCCAUUGUUGACCGGAGCAGCUCCGCAACCAGUGCCAAGAGCGAGUUCAUAGUGCCAGCGAUCAUCAAGGAUUAUCCUAAGCAGGCAAGGGAUCUCGAAUGCACGUCACAAUGCGCUUAUGUCUGCCUACAGCGCACUGGUGACGUUGCCGUUCAGGAUAAGUUCAUGCACUUUCCUGUCUUCCUGUACUGGCAGUGUGUGGUCGAAGCGCUGCUGAGAUCCCCCAAUCGAGCGGCCAGCACACUGUCGCUGUGCAGCGUGCGUCUGUACUGGAACCGGAACGACUGGCCGUGGCUACACAUCUGCUACACACGGAGUGGCCUGCAGCUGUACCUGGAGGGUAAACCACGCAGUGCCAAUGACACCAGCGGGAAGACAACGCUGGAUGCCGUCAAAGAGAUCGUCACCGCUGUGCUAGACAAGUGGAAGCUGGUCGCGCAGCCAGUCAGCUCUCUCCCGUGUCCUUGUGGAAAACAGCUUCCCGACAGCAACUGCUUGCCACAUGGCCUGCCAAACUGCACAAUACCAAGCUGUGCACACGCGCUGCUGAACGUGGUUGAUGGCGAGUUUCCCAUGUGUCCUCUGGAUAGGACGAUGGUUGAAAUUCGAGAUCAGGCCAUGUUCUGGCUGGGUCUAGAUCAGAUCGAGAAAAAGCUGUGGGCAGCGAAAGGACAAAGCACCGCAGCAUCGCAGGAGUGGGUGAACUUCAAGGCCCUCAGCAACCUUGACCGAAGGAGUAGGCAGAAUCGCAUCCGUGAUGUUGUGGCCGUGUCCUCCAAACCUGUGCAUGACAUUGGAUUUUACCUUUUGGCAGCACAGUUCCCGGACUGUCCGGAAGGCCCGAAGGCGGCGAUCGUGAACAAGGCUCAUCCGAAUUCAAGCCCAUUUAGCUUGUUCGAUGCUGUGGCUCAGCUAUGGAGCGACCUUUGCGAAGCAAUGGGCGGCGAAGACAUGUAUAAGGCUGUGAAGAGUGUGAUUGGGGCUGGGAAGGCGGUGGACAUCAAGAGAUUCUGCCUUGUCUCCAGGCCACUUCCGUCAACUGAGAGUGAUUCCGCCUAUUACAAACAGAAAGUCCUAGCGUCUUCGUCUCAGAUAUUUCGGAGGCGCCUGGUGAAAUUCCUGCGGGCACUACGACCCGAGAAGCAAACGCUAGCUUGCCCAGAAGGGACUCGAGGUCGUGCUGAGUGA
Molecule: messenger RNA, 3577 nt
Organism: Sycon ciliatum
Lineage: Eukaryota; Metazoa; Porifera; Calcarea; Leucosolenida; Sycettidae
Exons: 9
Coding region: 326-3577 (1083 amino acids)
Source: RefSeq, a predicted model, not a curated record